Drosophila virilis is the source of this 2058-nucleotide messenger RNA. It is a transcript of the gene Sox21a, whose product is annotated as Sox21a. Gene Ontology annotation, biological process: cell differentiation; anatomical structure morphogenesis; regulation of DNA-templated transcription. The record is from RefSeq and is a predicted model, not a curated record. NCBI's taxonomy places the organism in Eukaryota, Metazoa, Arthropoda, Insecta, Diptera, Drosophilidae. Gene Ontology annotation, molecular function: RNA polymerase II cis-regulatory region sequence-specific DNA binding; DNA-binding transcription factor activity, RNA polymerase II-specific.
UGUUCCGCCAACUGUCGCAAGUUUUCGAAUGCCAUCCAUAGAUUGUGCGCUUAGCCCAUAGAAUGUGUGUUUCAAAUCAAAAUUGUCGCGCACUCGACACGGACGCACCGGCUCCGGCAGCUCGCACACGGCUCGGGGUUAGUUCAGUCAACAAUAAAGUGGAAACGAAUCUUCGAGUGGCGCACAAAGGCGUUUGUCAAGUGUUAUCGAAAGUGUUUAGAUCGGGAUUAUAACUGAACAGAGUGUAUAGAAAUUAGAUAGUGCACAUCUAACAAUAUUUUAAAAAGCACACGAUCUAAUCUCAUGCAAGGCAUAUUCAAAAAGAAUAACAAUUAAAACCCAUGAGUGCUUGAAAUAAUUUAGAAGUGUGAGCUUAAACUAAGCCCAUUAAAGUUUACUCUUCUCAGGAUUACGCAUCAGAUCCGCAGCUGUACAAAAGCACAUACACGUAUAGAGGAAGCGGUCAGUGCACCGCACUGGAACCCCUGGAUCGGGCCACUCACCUGACGAACCCAGCACACACACAAUAUUAGGUGGCAGCCAUGACGAGCAUCUCGGCACUGCUGCAUCGCAGUCACAGUCACAGCCAUAAUAGCAAUGGCUACACGAGCAGCGGCAGCGGGAGCAGCAGUCACAGUCACCACAGCAGCAGCCUCUCACCGCCGAGGACAAUCAAAGCGGCCACAACACCGCCACCGCCGCCGCCGCCUCCGGCGGUGCCCAAGCUGCAGCUGCAACAGCAACAACAACAGCAACAACAGCAACAACAACAGCAACAGCACAGCACCAACUCCAACUCGAAUGGCAACUCGCAUCAUGACCACAUUAAACGACCAAUGAACGCGUUCAUGGUAUGGUCCCGGGGCCAGCGACGCAAAAUGGCGCAGGACAAUCCCAAAAUGCACAAUUCAGAGAUAUCGAAGCGUUUGGGUGCCGAGUGGAAGUUGCUCACCGAAUCACAGAAGCGUCCAUUCAUUGAUGAGGCCAAGCGUUUGCGCGCACUGCACAUGAAAGAGCACCCCGAUUACAAAUAUCGGCCGCGCCGCAAGCCCAAGACACUGAACAAGUCACCAGUGCCGGGCGGAGGUGGCGGCGGCGGCGGCGGCGGCGGAGGAGCAUCCAGCAGCAGCUCUGGUUUGUCGGCCGCUGGUCAACUGGGCAAGGAGCAAGCCCAAGCGCAGCAUUCGCCACAUGGGCCAGGCCUACCGCAUCAUCACCCGCAUCACCCACACCUACCGCAUCCACAUCCCGCCCACGCCCAUGCGCAUGCGCAUCAUCAUCACGCGCAGCUGAGCGCCGUCGCAGCUGCUGCUGCCGCCGCCGCCGUCUCCCACUCCCAUUCGCACUCACCCACCUCGCUGGCCGCCAAGUAUGGCUUUGGGUCGCCGCUGGAGCUGACGCUGCCACGCGUGCCCGGUGGCUUUCCGGGUCUGGGGCAUUAUCCGCUGGAUCCGACAUUGGCGCUGGAUCUGCAGGCGCGUCUUCAGGCCAUGUAUGCCGGCAGCAUAUAUCAUCCAUGGCGCUACUUGCCGCUGAUCAGUCCAGAAACUCCGCCCUCCCCGCCCAGCAGCAGCGGCACAGGCAUCUCAUCCUAUGGCUGUGUCAAAUCGGCUAAGUCCUCGCCCGUGGCAGUCGUUCCAGCAUUAGCCACAACGCCGCCCAACAUUAUUUGACCGACUCCGCUGCGCUACGGCGCUGCCGCUGCGGAGCAUGCGGUCUAAAGUUGGAGCAUCAGCAGUCACUCGGUACCGACAACAGUCCCCGCCCCCUCUGUGCUCCGCCCCAAACUGGUAGCAGCAAUACGAGCUGCCCACUUGCUAGUGUAGAACACCCUAGUGUUAGCUGAAUCUUUGUGAGUUUAUGUCUUAUGUUUUAUGUUGCAUGUUUCUGUUCUUCCCCCCCGAACUGUGUUCGAACUAUUCAUUUUGGUUAUGUGUGGUACUCAGUUUUGUAUAUAGAAAUGAAAUAUUAUUAAAAAUGGACGCCAAAUAACUAAGCAGAUCUUUAAGCGGCAACGGAAAUAAAUAAAAAAUCGAAAUUGUUCCUAUAAACUUGACG